This is a messenger RNA of Ramularia collo-cygni, 1206 nucleotides long. RefSeq lists its product as uncharacterized. Lineage: Eukaryota; Fungi; Ascomycota; Dothideomycetes; Mycosphaerellales; Mycosphaerellaceae. Bases 1 to 1206 code for a protein of 401 amino acids. The transcript has a single exon. The record is from RefSeq and is a predicted model, not a curated record.
AUGUCCAACAACACCACUAUCGACACCACAACCCCUCGAGUGCCCUUUGAUCCCGUAGAUACGACUUUCAACCCAUCGGAGCACGCAGAAGCACGAGACGAUGUAGAAUCACCCUCCCUCUCAAGCRGCAACGCGCUCGCGAGAUUCGAAUUCGAGGCGGGGAAGAGUAAAGACUGCACCAAAAUUCUGCUGGUGGAAUGGGAAGACGACGCAACAACCAAGAGCAUAGCAGAAGAUUGGGAAGUCAGCUGGGAGGGCAAGAAGACGGUUUUACCCGCGAGGGAUCCUGAUCAGUCGAAAGGAGGCAUCAAUCGGUUAUAUUUCUUGCUGGGACCUGGACUAGAGAUUCCUCCUACUGUGAAGCUUGACAAAGGGCCCGGGGUGAGUUGGAGGACGAAUCCUCUCCCCGCGAUCUUCUCGCCUGAUUUGGGCGUUUCGGCCACGCAGGCUGGGAAGAAGGGGGUGUUGCAUACGAUUUGGGCGAAGAAGAGAUUACAGGUGCUUAAAGGGGAGAUUGAGCAUGAGAGUAAAAAUAAUGUCGAGGGGAUCGCGUUGGRGAUGGCUCUGGCGGAGAUGGAGUGGAUUGAGGGGAAUUUUGGCGUCGCUUCGAAAUCGUCGUCGGGGAUAUCGACUUCUGCUAUGAGUGGUGUUAUGGGGGGAUUGAAUAAUACUCCUUCAAGUCCUAGGAGUCCUGGUGGAGGCCGCUUGAUGGAAAGGUUAAAAGGUCUCAAGAUCGGGACCAGCGAGAAGGAAUUGUCGUCUCCGAUUAGAGCUGGUUUUAACCAUGCGCCCGCGCCUCCGGCCUACAACCCUCUAAGUCCCGAGAGCUCCGACGUGGCAGUCGGCUCAUUUGGAAGUUUCGCCGCUUUGAAAGGAAUGCCUCCUGCAUCGGACCUCGCAGCGAAACCCGCUCAACCACCCGCACAGCGACAAAUAGCCGUUCAGAGACCCCCGGAAUCCUUCGCAGCGCAGCAACGUCAACAAGCAGGGAGUGGCAUGGGCUCACUGAAUGCCUUUGCGAGUCCUGACAUUGGUCUGCCACCGGCCAGUAUUCAGGGCGAUGAUCUUGACGAUAAAGAUGACGAUGAUGAUGAUGAUCUAUUCGCCCUACCCAUGAGUCCAAGAAGUCCGGAAAUGUCCAAGAGUCCCUUUUCCUUUGCGGUGCAGGAUACUUUAAAGUAUGCGCAAGGAGAGCGAGCCGCGUGA